Molecule: messenger RNA, 1260 nt
Organism: Xenopus tropicalis (tropical clawed frog)
Lineage: Eukaryota; Metazoa; Chordata; Amphibia; Anura; Pipidae
Exons: 5
Coding region: 147-1058 (303 amino acids)
Source: RefSeq, a predicted model, not a curated record
UGUGAGUGCGGAUCCUCUUCUUGCUGCAUCUGUUAAUCUACUUUCACCUGCACCCAGGCUCCUGUACUUCCCCAGCAGAUGCACCGUCUCUCUCAGCUCUGCGUCUAUUCACCUCGGGGCACUGAGUCCGGUUACUGGGAAGGAAAAUGGAUGAAAUCACUCGACUGACGGAUUUGAUAAAAAACUUCAGCUUUGCUGACUGUGCCGCAGGGAAUCUGGGCUACGACCGGGUCCUCCUCCAGCUCUUUGGGUUUUUGGGACACGGCAAAUCCUCCUUCAUCAACACCUGCAAGUACGUCUUGGAAGAUGGCGAGUACUGGAACUAUACAGACUCCAAAAAAUCAGAAGGAGGGGACACUAAAACCAGAGUAACGUAUCCGCUGACCGACACCCUGACGCUGGUGGACAACCGCGGCUGCUCAGUGAUGAAUGAUUAUGAGACGGCAGAAAUAUUUGCUCAGCUUGCCAACUUGUUGCCCCUGGAUGAGGGAGUGGAGUGGAGCAAAGGAUUUGGACUCGGAGAAAGAAUUAUAGAGGCUGAGGCAGAUGUAAAAUCAUCUGACUUUAUCUACCCCAUCUUUGUGUUCAGUGUAAAGCAAGGACUGCCCAGCCAGGAGAUGUCAAUGAUAAAAGAGCUGCUUGAAACGGCCAGAGACCUGACAGAAAUGUUUCCUACUGUGGUUCUAACCCAUAAGACCAGUGGGAAUCUGAGAGAAAUGAAGGAUAAGUUUGAAAACAUGGGGGCGGAGCGAGUCUUUGCCCUUGAAAAUUUCACCCCAGAAGAUAACAUCAAAACCAGAGGGAGGCAUGAGGAGGUGCUGAAGAUUUUCUGUGAAAUUAUCAAAGAUAUAGAGUUUCGCUUUCAGAAGGGGGUGGGGGAUCCAGAGAAAAAGAGACAAGGAAGGAAGAAAAAGUUGCUCAAGUUCAUUCAUGAGAGGGAAAUAAAGAAGAAAGAUGAGGAACUGGAAAGGCAGCGAAUGCGAGAAAAGACGCUGCAUGAAGAAAAGGCAGAACUUCAAAGAAACAAGAACAAUGGAGGGGAAUGUACUGUAUCAUAAACCUGAUGGAGUGUUGCUUUCCAGGCCCCCCUGAAUGAGCUACAAAGGCAGAAAAUUUGUGCCUGAAAACUUUGUGUAACGCUUAAUAAAGUUGAAGAAAUAAUUUGCUGAUAUUCUUACAGGUUACUGUAGUAUUUAGGGUGGCGUAACCUACUGCAUUUUCAUCAUUGAUUCUUAGUUUGAAUAAAAAACAGAAAAUCCA